Drosophila biarmipes is the source of this 5391-nucleotide messenger RNA. RefSeq names its product intraflagellar transport protein 172 homolog (gene Oseg2). Gene Ontology annotation, molecular function: protein binding. Gene Ontology annotation, biological process: intraciliary transport. Bases 93 to 5357 code for a protein of 1754 amino acids. The transcript is spliced from 5 exons. The record is from RefSeq and is a predicted model, not a curated record. NCBI's taxonomy places the organism in Eukaryota, Metazoa, Arthropoda, Insecta, Diptera, Drosophilidae. Gene Ontology annotation, cellular component: intraciliary transport particle B; ciliary basal body; axoneme.
AAGGGCAGAACCAGCCCAGGAAAAUUAACAAAUUUAUAAGCCGAAAAUUAAUUCAAGAGAAAUACUGAAAUCUUAAGGAUAUCCUUGAAAAAAUGCAGUUGAAAUAUCUGCGAACAUUGCUGGAGGGUCAGGAGCAAAUUCAAAGGAUAGCUGGACUAGCCUGGUCCCCCAACCAGCAAAAACUGGCCAUCGCCACCGCGGAUCGCCAUAUACUACUAUACGAUGAUGCAGGAGAACGCCGCGAUAAGUUCAGCACCAAGCCAGCGAAUCCUUCGAACGGAAAGAACUCCUAUGUCAUUCGGGGACUGGCCUUCAGUCCGGACUCGACCAAGCUGGCAGUGGGCCAGAGCGACAGCAUCGUCUAUGUAUACAAGCUGGGGGAGUCCUGGAACGACAAGAAGGUGAUUUGCAACAAGUUUCCCCAGGCCAGUGCUGUCACCGCCCUGAUUUGGCUCACUUCGGGUUCCAUAAUCGCAGGACUUGAGGAUGGCAAGGUGCGCGCUUUGCACAGCAAGAGCAAUAAAUCCCAGAGUCUCUAUGGCGGCGACAGCAUCUGCAUUUCCUUGGCUGCCAAUACCAAGGGCACUGGGUUCCUGAGUGGCCACAACGAUGGCACCAUUAUACGCUACUUCAUGACGGAUGAGGCCACGGAACCACUGGGCAGGGUGGUGCAGCACUCGGUGCCACCCUUUGCCUUGGCCUGGCCACAGGGCGGCUUCUGCGUGGGUGGCUGCGACCAGAGGAUUGUGUUCUACGACAGCAUGGGUCGCCAGCUACGCACCUUCGAUCACUCCCGGACGGAGGGCGAAAGGGAGUUCACCGUGGCCGCCUGCAGUCCCAAUGGACAGGCGGUGGCCUUCGGCAGCUUCGACAGGAUACGGAUCUUCGCCUGGAGUCCUCGACAGGGAGCUUGGAGCGAGAGUGCCAGCAAGGAGGUGGCCUGUCUGUACACCCUGAGCAGCCUGCUCUGGCGGCGGGAUGGAGCUCGCCUCGCCCUGGGCUCCGUGAGUGGAGCCGUGCUCCUCUUCGAGUCCGUCCUUCGACGCACCGUGUGGCAGGACAAGUUCGAGCUGAUCUUCGUGGCGCCCAGUCAACUUCUGGUGAGAUCCCUCACUGAGCCCUCGCAACAGCUCACCAUCGAGUCGCAGUUGGGUCUGGAGAUCGACGAUGUUAGGAUCAUGGGCAGAGACAACUAUCUGGUGGCCCGCACCGAGGAGUCGCUGAUCCUUUGCGACUUGACCAGAAACCUAUGCAGCGAGGUGCCCUGGACAGCCUCUGGUCACCACGAGCGAUUCUACUUCGAGAACCCCACCGUUUGCCUGGUUUUCAAUGUGGGCGAACUGAGUUUGGUGGAAUACGGUGAGAACUCUAUCCUGGGCUCGGUUCGAACGGAGUUCGUGAAUCCCCACGUGAUCUCCGUGCGUCUGAAUGAGCGAGGAAACGGCAGGGAUAACAAAAAGCUGGCCUUCCUCCUGGAUGCCAAAACCAUUUGCGUGGUGGAUCUGGUUAGCAGGAUGACCAGUGGUCAGAUCAAUCAUGAGACCAAGAUCGACUGGCUGGAACUCAGUGAGACGGCCCACAAGCUGCUCUUUCGGGACAAGAAGCUGCGUUUGAUCCUGGUGGAUAACUACACGGGCAAGAAGCAGACCUUGCUAAGCAACAUAUCCUUUGUCCAGUGGGUGCCCCAGAGCGAUGUGGUGGUGGCCCAGAGCAACUCCAACCUGGCCAUCUGGUACAACAUCGACUUGCCCGAGCAUGUGACCAUGCAGAGCGUUCGCGGAGAAGCCAUCGAGGUGCUCCGGGAAAAUGGACGCACUGUGGUUCGAUCGCAGGAUGGACCCAGUGAGCACAAUUACCAGUUGGACGAGGGCCUGGUGGAGUUUGGCACUGCGGUGAACGACAGCGACUUCGGCAGAGCCGUCCACUUUCUGGAGUCCCUGGGCGACAAGCCCGCCGCCAAGGCCAUGUGGCACAACCUGGCCCUGAUCUCCCUGGAGGACGGCAACCUGCGAGUGGCCCAGCGAUGCUAUGCUGCCCUGGGUAACGUGUCCAAGGCCUACUACCUCGCCGAGAUGAUCCAGCAGGCGGAUGAGUUCGAGGAGACCACCGGCUCUCCAGGCAUUCUUUGCCCCGAAGUUCGUGCCAAGAUGGCCCUGCUCGGAUCGGAUUUGCGCACUGCGGAGAGGAUUUAUCUGGAGCAAGGGGACAUUGAGGCAGCUCUGAAGAUGUACCAGCAGCUGGGCAUGUGGGAUGAGGCAGUUUCCCUGGCGGAGAGACGGGGGUACAAUAGAAUCUCCGAGCUGAAGCAACAGCACAUGGAUUACUUGCUCAGCAGCGAGCAGCUGGAGAAGGCUGGCCAGGUGCUCGAGGAGCAGGGUGAUCUGCAGCAGGCCAUGUCCCUGUACCUGAAGGCCAACAAACCGGCGAGGGCUGCUCGGUUGGCGCUGAAGACCCCGCACAUCCUGCAGGAUGAGCAGGUGAUGCUGCAAGUAACCGAGGGAUUGGUGCGCUCGGAGCUCUAUGAGCUGGCCGGGGACAUUGCCCAUCGGUUAUCCCGACCAGAAGCGGCCUUGGCUCUCUACCGGAAAGGAGGAGCAUAUGCCAGAGCCCUGGAACUGGGACGAGUGGUGGCUCCACAGGAGGUCACAUCGCUGGAGGAGGAAUGGGGCGACUGGUUGGUGGGCCGCAAGCAGCUGGAUGCCUCCAUCAACCACUACAUAGAGGCGGGAGCCACCCAAAAAGCCCUGGAGGCAGCUGUGGGCGCCAAGCAGUGGCGCAAGGCUGUCCAAAUAGCCAAGGUUCUGGAUGAGCCCGAGCUCAUCCAGCGAUAUGCCGUGGAUCUGGCCAAGCAUCUGGCCUUCGCCGGAGAUCUGGACGGAGCCGAGGAUAUGCUGGUGAGGGCCAAUCUGCACAAGGAGGCCAUCGAACUCCUGAACCGCCAUGGCAAAUGGGAGCGGGCCUAUGUGAUUGGCGAAAAGUAUCUAAAGGCGGAUGAACUGCGGGAGCUCUUUGUCCAACUCGCUGGAACUCUGGAGGAUCAGGGAAAGUACAGAGAUGCCGAAAAGGUCCUUGUGGCGGUUAAUGAACCCGAUCUGGCCAUAGCUAUGUACAAGCGAAGGGAACUCUACGACUCCAUGAUUCGCCUGGUGGAGCGUCAUCACAAGGACCUGCUGGACAGCACCCACUUGCACCUGGCACGCCAACUGGAGUCCCGCGGGAAACUCAAGAAUGCCGAGAUGCACUUCGUGGCCUCCGGGGACUGGAAGUCCGCUGUGCACAUGUACUGCUCCUCGGGUCGCUGGGAGGAUGGCUACCGGGUGGCCAAGCAGAAGGGCACCGAGGGAGCCAGCCAGCAGGUGGCCUACAUGUGGGCCAAGUCCAUGCCCACGGAGAGUGCUGUGCGGCUGCUGAGCAAACUGGGUCUUCUGGACACCGCAGUGGGAUUUGCCUGCGACUCCGGACAGUUUGAGUUCGCCAUGGAGCUGUGCAGAUUCGCUGGGAGGCCCACCGAUGAGGUUCACCUGAAGAUAGCCAUGUCCCUGGAGGAUGAGGGCAAGUUCGAGGCCGCGGAGGCGGAAUUCCUGAAGGCCAACAAACCCAAGGAGGCCAUCCUGAUGUACCAGCAUGCGGGAGAUUGGCAGGCGGCCUUGAACGUGGCCGAGUCCCAUCUACCCGAUGCUGUGGGAGAGGUUCUCAUUGGGCAGGCUUCGGCCGCCUUGGAAACCAGCAACUACAAGGACUACGAAGCUCUUCUUCUGAGAGCCCAUCGUGCAGACCUCAUUGUGGAGCACUACAAACAGGAAUCCCUCUACGAAGAUGCCCUGCGCAUCGCCGAGGAGCACUAUCCGGCGGCCUUGAAUGAUCUGAGGCGUCUCCAGGCCCAACUGCAACGUGGCCAGGCCCAGGCACAAGCUGGCGAGGACGCCGCCUCCAUUUCGCGUGCCUAUCUGCAGAAGGCCGCCGAGUUCGCCAAGAAGGAGCAGUUCCGCAAGGCGGCCGAGUGCCUGAUGCAGAUAGACUCCUCCAAUGCCGAGGAUGCAGCCACUUUGGAGAGGGCUCUCCUCAGAGCUGCUGAGAUCUGCAAUCAGUUCCUGGAGGGCACGGAUGCCCAGGAGCUGGCUCAGUCACUGGGACCGAGAUUGCUGGCCAUUAAGCAGAUUGGGCCCGCUGCUCAGCUCUAUUUGGCCGCUGAUCUGCCCAAGCAGGCGGUGGAUGUGUUCAUCAAAACGGAGCAGUGGAGCAAGGCUCGUCGGCUGGCCAAGGAGAUCGACGCGGAUCUGCAGCUCCUCGCCUAUGUGGAGCAGCAGCAGAAGGCCAGCCUGAAGCACGAGGGCAACAUCGAGCAGCUGGCGGACAUCGACGUGGUGUCCGCCCUGGAUCUUCUCGCGGAACAGGGUCAGUGGCAGCGUUGUCUGGAGAAGGCCAAGCAGUUGAAUCCCGCCCUGCUGCAGAAGUACGUGGCCGUCUAUGCUGCCCAGCUGAUUAGGGAGGGCAAUUGCACCACUGCCCUCGGGCUCUACUUGAGCUACGGAGCUCCUCCGAUCGAGGCCCACUUCAAUAUCUACACCAGGAUCGCCUUGGACUGCCUGGCCCUGCGGGAGGAGCAAGCGGAGGGUGGCUUGCUGUGGCGUCAGUUGAGGGACUUCCUCUCCCGCCUGCUGCAAUCGCUCAAGGCAAGCCCAGAGCAGGCACAAUCGCAAUUCACAGUGAGCAUGGAGCAGUUCCUGUUGAUAGCCCACUACUAUGCCACCCGAGCAGCUUGUAAGGAGGUGCAGGCACUGCAGCCGGUGGCCCUGCGCUUAUCCUUGGCCCUGCUGCGUCACACGGAUCUGCUGCCGGUGGACAAGGGCUUCUACGAGGCUGGGAUGGAUCUCCGGCAGGCAGGUCGCGAGUCCGAGGCCUUUGUGAUGCUCAAUCACUACCUGGACGUGUGCGAGGCCAUUGAAGAGGGUUCCGGCCAGUUGGUGGACCACUCCGACCUGGCCUGCACCGAUUUUCCCAGCUCCGUUCCCUUGCCGGAGGAUAUCCACCUGAAGAACGAUCCCAAUCUGCACGAGGAGGUGCGCGAAUGGGUGCUCGCCGUGAGCAUGGAUCAACAGGUGGACCAGCAGCUGCCCACCGAUGAUCGUGGGCUGUACGAAUCCAGCUUGGGGCCCAAUGAUCUGCCCUGCAUGCUGAGUGGCUUUCCCGUGAGGGGUCGUCAGCCGGUGACCUUUCAGGGCUCCAGCAACCAAGUGAAUCGCGAUGUCUGGAGCAAGUUCUCCGUGGCCUUGAAGAUGUCCCCGGGCAGUGGUAUUGCCGACAUUAUUUCCUUCACCGAAAAGUGGCAGGGAGCAGCCAACUACGUGAUGCACUAACCAGGCAGAUUGAGAAGUCCGAGAAUGUAAGUUG